GCGUGCGGGCGCUAUCCUCACCCCCCCUUUCCCCGCGGCUCGGGGAGGGGGGGGCGGCCCGCGGCCUGUGAGGGGGCGGCGCGGGGGCGGCGGGGCCUUCAUGGCCCCCUGAGGGGGUCCCCGCGGGCAGCCCGGGAACCCCCCGCUCCUCUCGGUGCGAGGGAUGGAGGAGGGGGAGCAGCAGCGCGCAGGGAGCGGCUGGGCCGAGUGGGGGCCCGGCCCGGGGGGGUCCCCGCCGUGGGUCCCCCCCCCGCCGCCCGACGGGGACGAGGAGCUCAAGCGGGGCCGCGGUGCGGAGUGGGGGGGGCCGGAGCCCCCCGGGGACGCGGGGCCCCCCCGGCCGGCGGCCGCGCCCCCCAAAGCGGCGGGGGACGAGAAGGCCGCGAGCGCCCCGCGCCCCCCCCGGGCCGGGGGCGAGCCGCGGGGUAAGGGCGGGGGGGGACCCGGCAAAGGGCCCGGGGGGCGGCCCCCGGGCGAGGAGCGGAGCCCCCGCAAGCCCCCCGAGGAGCGCGGGGCCCGCGGCGGGGAUCGGCCCGGCCCCGAGGACAAGGCCCGGCGGCCCCUCGGGGGUCCCCGCGGCGGGGCCGCCCCGGAGCAGCGCGGGGAUUGGGGGUCGCCGUGGCUGCCGGCCGAGCCGGAGCCCCCCGAGGACUUUCUGCCCCCCCCGGAGUGCCCCGUGUUCGAGCCCAGCUGGGCCGAGUUCAGCGACCCCCUGGGCUACAUCGCCAAGAUCCGCCCGAUCGCCGAGAAAAGCGGCAUCUGCAAGAUCCGACCCCCCGCCGACUGGCAGCCCCCGUUUGCUGUCGAGGUCGACAACUUCAGGUUCACUCCCCGCAUCCAGCGGCUCAAUGAGCUGGAGGCGCAGACCCGGGUGAAGCUGAACUACCUGGACCAGAUCGCCAAAUUUUGGGAGAUCCAGGGCUCCUCCCUCAAGAUCCCCAACGUGGAGCGGCGCAUCCUCGACCUCUACAGCCUCAGCAAGGUGGUAAUGGAGGAGGGGGGCUACGAGGCCAUCUGCAAGGACCGGCGGUGGGCGCGGGUGGCCCAGCGCCUGUCGUACCCGUCGGGCAAGAACAUCGGCUCGCUGCUGCGGGCGCACUACGAGCGCAUCAUCUACCCCUACGAGAUGUACCAGUCCGGGGCCAACCUGGUGCAGUGCCACACGCGGCCCUUCGAGAGCGAGGAGAAAGACCGGGAGUACAAACCCCACAGCAUCCCCCUGCGCCAGUCCGUGCAGCCCUCCAAGUUCAACAGCUACGGCCGGCGCGCCAAGCGCCUGCAGCAGGAGCCUGAGCCCACAGAGGAGGACAUCGAGAAGAACCCCGAGCUGAAGAAGCUGCAGAUUUACGGGGCCGGCCCCAAAAUGUUGGGGUUGGGGCUGGUGGCCAAGGAUAAGACCCUGCGGAAGAAAGACAAGGAGGGCCCCGAGUGUCCCCCCACAGUGGUGGUGAAGGAGGAGCCGGCGGGGGAGCCCCGGGGGUCCCCGGGGUCUCCGGGGGCGCGGGACGGGCGGGAGGAGCUGCGCCACAGCCCCGAGCCCUGCACCAAGAUGACGAUGAGGCUGCGCCGCAGCCACAGCAACAGCCAGUUCGUGGAUUCCUACAUCUGCCGGAUCUGCUCACGGGGCGACGAGGACGACAAGCUGCUGCUGUGCGAUGGCUGCGACGACAACUACCACAUCUUCUGCCUGCUGCCCCCCCUGCCCGAGAUCCCCAAGGGCAUCUGGCGCUGCCCCAAAUGCGUCAUGGCGGAGUGCAAGCGGCCCCCGGAGGCGUUUGGCUUCGAGCAGGCGACGCGGGAGUACACCCUGCAGAGCUUCGGCGAGAUGGCCGACGCCUUCAAGGCCGACUACUUCAACAUGCCCGUCCACAUGGUGCCCACGGAGCUGGUGGAGAAGGAGUUCUGGCGCCUGGUGAACAGCAUCGAGGAGGACGUGACCGUGGAGUACGGGGCCGACAUCCACUCCAAGGAGUUCGGCUCCGGCUUCCCCGUGCGCGACGGGAAACGGCGCCUGUCCCCCGAGGAGGAGGAGUACGCGGGCAGCGGCUGGAACCUGAACGUGAUGCCGGUGCUGCAGCAGUCGGUGCUGUGCCACAUCAACGCCGACAUCUCGGGCAUGAAGGUGCCCUGGCUCUACGUGGGCAUGGUGUUCUCGGCCUUCUGCUGGCACAUCGAGGACCACUGGAGCUACUCCAUCAACUACCUCCACUGGGGCGAGCCCAAGACGUGGUACGGGGUCCCGUCGUUCGCGGCCGAGCACCUGGAGGAGGUGAUGAAGAAGCUGACGCCGGAGCUGUUCGAGAGCCAGCCCGACCUCCUGCACCAGCUCGUCACCCUCAUGAACCCCAACACGCUCAUGGCCCACGGCGUCCCCGUGGUCCGGACCAACCAAUGCGCCGGCGAGUUCGUCAUCACCUUCCCCCGCGCCUACCACAGCGGCUUCAACCAGGGCUACAACUUCGCCGAGGCCGUCAACUUCUGCACGGCUGACUGGCUCCCUGCAGGCAGGCAGUGCAUCGAGCACUACCGGCGCCUGCGCCGCUACUGCGUCUUCUCGCACGAGGAGCUCAUCUGCAAGAUGGCCGCGAGCCCCGAGAAGCUGGACCUGAACCUGGCGGCCGCCGUGCACAAGGAGAUGUUCGUGCUCGUGCAGGAGGAGCGCAAGCUGCGCAAGGCCCUGCUGGAGAAGGGCAUCACGGAGGCGGAGCGCGAGGGCUUCGAGCUGCUGCCGGACGAUGAGCGCCAGUGUGACAAGUGCAAGACCACGUGUUUCCUGUCAGCCCUGGCCUGCUACGACUGUCCCCAGGGCCUCGUCUGCCUCUACCACAUGGACGACCUCUGCAAGUGCCCCCGCAGCAAGCAGUACCUCAGGUACCGCUACACCCUGGACGAGCUGCCGGCCAUGCUGCACAAGCUCAAGGUGCGCGCCGAGUCCUUCGACACCUGGGCCAACAAGGUGCGCAUCGCCCUCGAGGUGGAGGACGGCCGCAAGCGCACGCUGGAGGAGCUGCGGGCGCUGGAGUCGGAGGCGCGGGAGCGCAAGUUCCCUGAGAACGAGCUGCUGCACCGGCUCAAGGGCUGCCUGGGCCAGGCCGAGCGCUGCGUGUCCGAGGCCCUGGGGCUCAUCAGCUCCCAGGAGACCGGGGUCCCUGCGCCGGCGCUGACGGUGGAGGAGCUGCGGGCGUUCCUGGAGCAGAUGAACCAACUGCCCUGUGUCAUGCACCAGAUCGGGGAUGUGCAGGCGCUGCUGGAGCGGGUGGAGGCGUUCCAGGCGGAGGCGCGGGCGGCUCUGGACGUGCCCCCCCCGGCCCCCGGGAUGCUGCAGGAGCUGCUGGAGCGGGGGGCCCGGCUGGGCGUGGAGGUGCCCGAGGGCCGGCGGCUGGAGCGGCAGCUGGCCCAGGCCGCGUGGCUGGAGGAGGUGACGGCCACCCUGCGCUCCCCCCGCGCCCGCGUGCCCCUGCCCGUCAUGCGUGGCCUCAUCCAGGCCGGCCGCACCGUGGCCCCCAGCCCCGCCGUGGACGUGGCCAUGGCCGAGCUGCAGGAGCUGCUGACCAUUGCCCAGCGCUGGGAGGAGAAGGCCCAGAUGUGCCUCGAGGCCAGGCAGAAGCACCCCCCGGCCACGCUGGCUGCCAUCAUUAAGGAGGCCGAGAACAUCCCAGCGCUGCUGCCCAACAUCCAGGCCCUGAAGGAGGCCCUGGCCAAGGCCCGCGCCUGGAUCGCCGAUGUCGAGGAGAUCCAGAACGGUGACCACUACCCGUGCCUGGAUGACCUGGAGGGGCUGGUGGCCGUGGGCCGGGACCUGCCGGUGCGGCUGGAGGAGCUGCGGCAGCUCGAGGUGCAGGUGGGCACCGCGCACUCCUGGCGGGACAAGGCCUCCCGCACCUUCCUCAAGAAGAACUCCUGCUACACCCUGCUCGAGGUGCUGUGUCCCUGCGCCGACGCCGGCUCCGACAGCAGCAAGAGGCUCAAGUGGCGGCAGGAGCCGGGGCUGUACCGGCUGGACGCCGAGAGCUUGGGGCUGUCGGCACAGGACCUGCGGGACCCCGGCGCUGUGAUCGUGGCGUUCAAGGAGGGUGAGCAGAAGGAGAAGGAGGGGAUGCUGCGGCUCCGCCACGCCAACGCCCAGAAGGCCGCGCCGCCGCUGCCGGGCCCGGGGCCGCCGUCCUGCGUGUGCGGGCAGCCGGCGGGGCCGGGCAUGCUGCAGUGCCAGCUCUGCCGGGACUGGUUCCACGGCUCCUGCGUGGCCUGGCCCCGCCUGGGCGCCCAGAAGCCGUCGCCGGCCUGGUGGGAGUGGGACGCCAAGUUCCUGUGCCCGCUGUGCCAGCGCUCGCGGCGGCCGCGCCUCGAGACCAUCCUGGCGCUGCUGGUGGCCCUGCAGAAGCUGCCGGUGCGGCUGCCCGAGGGCGAGGCCCUGCAGUGCCUCACCGAGCGGGCCAUCACCUGGCAGGACCGCGCGCGCCAGCUCCUGGCGUCCCCCGACGUGGCCGGGCCCCUGGAGCGCCUGGCGGCCCUGCGGCACCGGCUGCACGGGGACAGCGACGGCGCCCUGCGCGAGGCCAGCCGCAACGAGCAGACCAAGGUGUCGGUGGAGAACGGGGAUGCCCCCAGCCCGGAGAAGAACGGGCCCCUGCCCUCAGAGCUGGAGGCGCUGAGCGCGGCGCUGCCGCGGCUGCAGGGGCCGGUGCUGGAGUUGUCCGAGGGGACGCGGCGGCCGCUGGAGGAGCUGAUGAUGGAGGGGGACCUGCUGGAGGUGACGCUGGACGAGGCCCAGAGCAUCUGGCGGCUGCUGCAGGCCACGCGCCCGCCCCCGCUGGCCCUGUUCCGCCUGCUGCUCGAGCUGGAGCAGGCGGAGCGUCGGGGGGCUCGCGCCCGUGGCCGGGACCCCGAAAAGCGCCGGAAGCGCCGGGCAGAGCGGGGGGACCUCCCCCCCCUGGCCAAGGAGGAGCUGGAGCCAAAGAGGAGUCGGGGGCCCGAGGGGGGCGACCCCCGGGACAGCCCCACACCCGGCCCCCAGGCCCCGGGGGACUCGUGACGCGGAGCCCCCAGCUCGGAUGGACGCGCCUGACGGCGGUGGGGAUGGACUGGGGGGGCCACGCCGGGCCCCCUCCCCA
This is a messenger RNA of Corvus hawaiiensis (hawaiian crow), 5111 nucleotides long. Its product is annotated as lysine-specific demethylase 5C-like. Gene Ontology annotation, molecular function: histone demethylase activity; DNA binding. Gene Ontology annotation, cellular component: nucleus. The record is from RefSeq and is a predicted model, not a curated record. Gene Ontology annotation, biological process: chromatin remodeling. NCBI's taxonomy places the organism in Eukaryota, Metazoa, Chordata, Aves, Passeriformes, Corvidae.